Molecule: messenger RNA, 4858 nt
Organism: Linum trigynum
Lineage: Eukaryota; Viridiplantae; Streptophyta; Magnoliopsida; Malpighiales; Linaceae
Source: the annotation of a GenBank genome assembly
CGUAAAAGCAUGUGAUAAAACGACGAGAAGUCACGAUAUUUGAAGGAACGAAGGAAGGAACGAACGUUACGUUAUCCAAACGGCGAUAAGGUUAAAACUUAAAACCUUAAUUAGUCUGAGUGUGCCAAAAGCUCGGCUGACUCAGCUUUCAUCACCGUCCACCUACAUAAUGUAGGUAACAAUUUUAUCCGAUACAUUCAUUUGUAAGCACCGACUUCUGGUUGGGUUUUAAUGCAACAGCUAGCAAAAAAGGACGAUGUUUUUUUAGGGGACACAGCUAGGGAUGGCAAUCAAACCCAUGGCCGCGGGUACCCGACCGCCCCCGACCCAGUCAACGCGGGGAAUCCCCGCUUUGACCGGGUAUGGGGCGGGUAUGAGUAAAACCCGCAAAAAGUUUGAUGGGUAUGGGGCGGGUAUGGUUUUAGUCUCCCCCGCCCCAUACCCAUACCCAUACCCGCCCCACCAAGAGAAUUUCUUCACAUAUAAAAAAAUAUGUGGAUUAAAUUGUAAUCUAUCAAUGAUGAUGAUGAUAACUUGAGAAAAUAAAUAGUAGAAAUACAAUUGAGUAACCACCUUAAACAAAACCUAAUUCAUUUCCCUCAAUUAUCCUUCCACUCUUUCACUUUCCCCCUUGUCAACAAGAUUAUGUUAGUUAAUUAUUACUUAGUAAAUGUAUCAAGAGUUAGAGCAUAAUAAUUUAAAAAAUAUUGUAGUCUAUAUUAUGUAUUAAUGGAUGUUUUAGGAUCAUAUUCUUUGAAUCGUAUUUAGAAAAUGACCGUGUUUUGUUGACUUCAUGAUAUAAUAGGUUUGUUUAUGGUUAUAAUUAAAACUUUUCUUGUAAGUUUUAGGUAUAAUAAUGUUGGAUGUACGGGGAUGGGUAUUACCCAUGGGUACCCGAAACCCACGGGUAUGGGGAUGGGUUUGCAAAACAUUCCCCCACAUGGGUAUGGGGCGGGUAUGGGUUUGGGUAUUUGAAGAUGGGGAUGGGGAUGGUUUAGGCAAACCCGCCCCAAACCCGCCCCAUUGCCAUCCCUAGACACAGCAUAAAUAAUAAUCCUUUAAUAAUUUGGGCAGAAAAUAUCUUCUGAAAUAAAAUACUGAGUAUUCUUAUAUCAAAGACUUCUCACCAAUUUCUUAUAUUAAUAGCUUCGCUCACCCAAUUCAUGCUGAUUACUCUUCUCCUCCUCCCACUCUUCGAUUUCUUCUCUCAAUCCUAAUAAGAACGAAAUGCAGAUUACUUGCUAAACGAUUAGUCGAUCAAUCGACAAAAUAAGUUAUAAUCGAUUAUACAAUUACGAUUAACCAACUGAUAUAAACAAUAUGGUUAACAAUGACCAGAAAUUAUUUAAUAAUCAAUCAAUAAUCAAAUAAACAAUUACGAUUAUAAUUUACAACCGAACCAAACUGACUGAGUACUGAGUAUAGAGUUACUAUUAGGUAUAGUUACUAUUACUAAAAUUAAGAAAAACUGAAAUAAAACAACUCCAUAAGAACCAGAAAACCAUAAUCAUACAUUACCAAGAAAAAAAUAAAAGAGGAUAAGUGAUAAAUAAAUAAUCACGACAGCUGUAUCAAGAAAAAGGGAAAGACUUUUAUGAGCUUGCCCCCAUUUUUCCUUUUAUAUAUAUACACUACGCCAUUACCACUCUCAUUUUCCUUCUUAUCUCCCUUUCCCUUUCCUCCUCCGUCGACUUCAAACUUCUCUCGGCAAAAGAAGGGGAAAAAAAAAAUGCCGGCGGCCGGAAUCGCUCCCGGUGGCUCCGGUAAGGAGUACCCGGGGAACCUCACCCCUUUCGUCACCGUCACUUGCAUCGUCGCCGCCAUGGGCGGCCUCAUCUUCGGCUACGACAUCGGAAUCUCCGGUGGCGUGACGUCGAUGGACUCGUUUCUGCGGGAUUUCUUUCCGUCGGUGUACCGGAAGAAGCACGCCGACGCGACGGUCAGCCAGUACUGCCAGUACGACAGCCAGACGCUGACCAUGUUCACCUCGUCGCUGUAUCUGGCUGCGCUUUUGUCGUCGAUCGUCGCCAGUACGGUGACCAGAGUAUUCGGCCGGAAGCUCUCCAUGCUCUUCGGCGGUCUUCUUUUCUUCGCCGGAGCACUGGUCAACGGAUUCGCUAAGGCCGUCUGGAUGCUCAUCCUCGGCCGGAUUCUGCUCGGCUUCGGCAUCGGCUUCGCUAAUCAGUCGGUGCCGCUCUACUUGUCGGAGAUGGCGCCGUACAGAUACAGAGGAGCACUGAACAUCGGCUUCCAGCUCUCCAUCACCGUCGGCAUCCUCGUCGCCAACGUCCUCAACUUCUUCUUCAACAAGAUCGCCGGCGGCUGGGGCUGGCGCCUCAGCCUCGGCGGCGCCAUGGUCCCGGCGCUCAUCAUCACCGUCGGCUCCCUCGUCCUCCCCGACACACCCAACUCCAUGAUCGAGCGCGGCCGGGCCGACGAGGCCCGGUCCGCCCUCCGCCGCAUCCGCGGCGUCGACGACGUCGACGACGAGUUCUCCGACCUCGUCGCCGCCACCGAGCAGUCCAGGCUCGUCGAGCACCCCUGGACCAAUCUGCUCCAGAGGAAGUACCGGCCGCACCUGGCCAUGGCCGUCUGCAUCCCAUUCUUCCAGCAGCUCACCGGAAUCAACGUCAUCAUGUUCUACGCGCCGGUGCUGUUCAACAGCAUCGGAUUCGGCGCCGACGCUUCCUUAAUGUCGGCGGUGAUCACCGGGAUCGUCAAUGUCUGUGCCACCAUGGUGUCCAUCUAUGGUGUUGAUAAGUGGGGGAGGAGGUUUCUCUUCCUAGAAGGAGGCGUUCAGAUGUUAAUUUGUCAGGCGGUGGUGGCGGCGUGCAUCGGGGCGAAAUUCGGCGUCGACGGCGACCCAGGGGAGCUGCCGAAGUGGUACUCGAUCAUCGUGGUGAUGUUCAUCUGCAUCUACGUGGCGGGAUUCGCGUGGUCGUGGGGCCCGCUGGGGUGGCUGGUGCCGAGCGAGAUCUUCCCGUUGGAGAUCCGAUCGGCGGCGCAGAGCGUGACGGUGUCGGUGAACAUGAUCUUCACGUUCGCGGUGGCGCAGAUAUUCCUGAUGAUGUUGUGUCGUUUGAAGUUCGGGUUGUUCCUGUUCUUCGCGUUCUUCGUCGUGGUGAUGUCGAUUUUCGUCUACUUUUUCUUGCCGGAGACGAAGGGGAUUCCGAUCGAGGAGAUGGGAAGGGUGUGGAGGUCGCAUUGGUACUGGUCGAGGUUCGUGGAGGCGGAGGCGGGGCGUGGGAAUGAGAAUUUGGAGAUGGGUGGGAAAGUUGUUUGAUUGUGAGAGGGGUUUUUUGGUUGUAAUGGGAAAAUUGAGGGACGAUUAUGGAAUUUGGAUCUAUACUUUUGUUUUUUCUUCUUCUUCUUCUAGUUGUUUUUGAGGGGUGUGGGUUUAAAUUUGGCUAACUAGUGGUACAUAAGUGGAUUCUAAAAGGGUUGUUUCUCUUUUUGUUAAUUAUAUCCAUUACCAUUUACAUGUCCAAUAUGUUCAUUCCACACUAUGUUUAGAGAUUUAAUUACCAAUAAGAAUUAAAACUUAAAAGAGACAGAGAUUGUUGUACGAAUGAUUCGAUAAGAAAAUACAUAAAAGAGUGUCAAGAAGAUAAAAUUUAGCAGUCUCUAGUGACAAUUGCAACCAAAAUGCAACCUUUGAGUUGGUUGGUGGGUUCGACCUAUCACCCAGAGCUAUACAACAAUUUAACUACUCAAGGUACCGAAAGUUUGAAGAGGAAACAACAUCAAUAAUGCUUGAAGCGCAAAAGAUAAUAAGAAAACAAAGAAAAAAUCGAAACUCACACUAAGAAAUCUUUACUCUCAAACGACGAGUCUCUUUAACGAAAUAAUCGACCUCCCUGUACGAAAUCUGUAUGAUUAUGGCGUAUCGAUAUCUCUUUCCAACAAUCAUGAACUAAUGACCAAUACCACUAGGCAUGCUUGAGUGGAUUAUAAGCAAAAAGGUUAGAAAGGAACUUCCAUUUGGUAGUGGAUAAGAAUCAAAAGCCCCCCCUUUUUUUGCUAGCUACCAAAUCUCCUUCCUUCCCAACUGUAAAUAUGUUGUUGGAAACUUGGAAAAGGAGAAAAGGCGAAAAUGGAGUUUCACUUUCAGUGACAACUAACAAAUGUCAACUGUCACUGCGCCUUAUGCAAUUAAUAAAUGGCGUUUUGUUUUACGUAUUGGAUAACAUUAGUCCAGAUGUGAGAGAGAUAUCUCCCAGAUCGAUCGCAUGACACCCUGUUUUCUCAAGAAACAGAGUACUCUCACUACUCUGUUUUCUCAAAUAAAUUCAGGGUCACGGUCUGUAAGAAAAGAGUGAAUGGGACGGGAAACACAAGAAAAGAAAGGAUGAUCGCAUUUUCCUCGGCGCGCUUGAUAAUAUAAUCCUCUCCCUUGUUUGAUGGCGUAAACGGGGCAAGGUUCAUGGUUUUGCUUGAUAAGCCUCUGCAAAAAUUGCUUCAUUCUUAGGACUUGAACAUAAUGGGAUUUAUAGGGACAAAUUAAACUUUUUUUUUUUACAUUGCAUGAUAAUUGUGUAUAUUUAAAGUGUACAUUGCUUGAAGAUUAUGAUUUAAGCACAAUGUAUGGUAAUUUCAUUUUCGACCAACAUAAACAUUGAUACUUACUUUGUACGGAGCGGAGUAGGACCCAUAUUUAUAUAUGAAAGAGAUUGUUUUUUCAACCGUAUCUAUCGAAUAGGAGCCAGAUUUACAUUUGAAUCGAUUGAUGCAUAUGCUUUGAUUGGACUCGGUUCUCACAAUUUCGAUAUUUUCUUUCUUGUUUAUUCGUUGUGAUCCCUUAAAAAGAAGAAAAAAUCGACCGACCAAAUCGAAAUUUGAAUCAAGUUUUAGUUCUUUG